UCCUCCUGUGGCUCCUGUGCUUAGUUGUGCAUCUCUGUUCUCACAAUGGCGCCGAAGAAGAAGGAAGAGCCCAAAGAAGCACCCAAACCCAAGGCCCCAGAGCCUGAGCCCGUCAAGAUCCCGGAGUUUAACCCUGCAGAAGUUGUGCUUGAAUUCACCCCUGAGCAAAUUGAAGAUUUCAAGGAUGCUUUCCAGCUGUUCGACAGGACACCACUCAAUGAGAUGAAGAUCACGUACGGACAGUGUGGUGAUGUGAUCAGGGCACUGGGGCAGAACCCCACCAACGCAGAAAUCAUGUACGUCCUUGGAAAGCCCAAGCCUGAGGAAAUGGCGACAAAGAUGCUGGACUUCGACAGCUUCCUGCCAAUCCACCAACACAUUUGCAAAGCCAAGGACCGCGGCACAUAUGAGGACUUUGUUGAGGGUCUGAGGGUGUUCGACAAACUGGGCGAUGGCACAGUCAUGGGCGCUGAGCUCAGGCACGUCCUGGCAUCACUGGGUGAAAAGAUGAAGGAGGAUGAGGUUGAGCAGCUCAUGACAAACCAGGAGGACGCCAACGGCUGUGUAAACUACGAAGCUUUUGUAAAACACGUCAUGGCAUCUUAA
Salmo salar (Atlantic salmon) is the source of this 606-nucleotide messenger RNA. Its product is annotated as slow myosin light chain 1. Lineage: Eukaryota; Metazoa; Chordata; Actinopteri; Salmoniformes; Salmonidae. Gene Ontology annotation, molecular function: calcium ion binding. The record is from RefSeq and is marked provisional. Gene Ontology annotation, cellular component: myosin II complex.